Dovyalis caffra is the source of this 294-nucleotide messenger RNA. Lineage: Eukaryota; Viridiplantae; Streptophyta; Magnoliopsida; Malpighiales; Salicaceae. The record is from the annotation of a GenBank genome assembly.
GAAGACCAUUUUUUGCUAUCUGCUAUAGCCAUUAUUGAUGUUAGUGAUGGUAAACUUGUUCUUAGGGUUGGGGAUGAAGAGCUGUGUAUUAUUCAAGGUGAGGAAGAUUAUGAAGAUGACCCCAUUAGAGUUGAGCAAGUAGCCUGUUUAGAGGCUACCGAGUUCAUGGUUCGAAAUAAGGCAUUUAAGGAGAUUGAUAGAUGUAAAGAAACGAGACUAAAACCCUCCAUUGAGGAUCCACCUAACUUGGAAUUGAAAGCUUUACUUGAAACACUUAGAAUAUGCAUUUCUUAA